AUGCCGUCAAAUCAACUAUCGCGCAUGCGCCAACUGCCUUCGAGCAUUCGGCAGCUCAUUGUUCGACACGCAGGAUGCACAACGUUUCCAGUCGUUACCACGAGACAGCUUUCACAUGCAGCACCUCGUCCUCAACUCGGUGCUCUGGCAAAUGCACAUCUCUCACGGCAGCAGCGGAGCAUCACCAUCCAACAACUAGAUACUGGACGGGACAACCGAGAAAGAGUAGUAAUCUUGGGGAGCGGCUGGGCCGGGUUCACAGUUGCGAGACAGCUCGACAACAAAAAAUACCAGACAGUAGUAGUGUCGCCAAGGUCCUACUUCGCAUUCACUCCAUUGCUCGCCUCGACAGCAGUCGGGACUCUCGAAUUUCGGACAGCACUCGAGCCGGUCAGGAGCCGGCGCACCAAGGUUGAAUUCGUCCAAGGAUGGGGCGAUGACGUGGAUUUUAAAAACAAGACGCUCACCGUUGAGCAGGCAGUAGACGACCCGACGCAGGGACUAGCACUGACUCAAGAUCGCCAUGCGGGGGAGACGCAAGAGCAGCGGGCCUUGGAAAAAAAGUCAGAUGUUGAGAAAGGCAGGACUUUUGAUCUAACAUACGACAAGCUUAUCGUCACGGUCGGCUGCUAUAGCCAGACUUUUGGAACGCCGGGUGUCAAAGAGCAUGCCUUUUUCCUGAAAGACGUUGGUGAUGCACGUAAGAUCAGGAACCGACUGCUGGCAUGUUUCGAAGCAGCAGCACUGCCAACUACUCCCGACGAAAUGAAGAAGCAGCUACUGAACUUCGCAGUGGUCGGAGGCGGGCCAACAGGAAUCGAGUUCAGUGCCGAGUUGCACGAUCUCAUCAACGAGGAUCUGGCCAAGAUCUACCCGGAGUUGAUCAAAUACCACAAGAUUACCGUCUAUGACGUCGCAGCGAAGGUCUUGCCCAUGUUCGAUGAGAAGCUGGCAGGCUACGCCAUGGACAAGUUCAAGCGCGAAGGUAUCGACAUCAAGACCAAACAUCACGUCGAGGAGCUGAGCCUGGGUUCUCCGUUCGAACGAAACAAUUUGAGCUCGGAGAAGGAUCACAGAAUGUUCACACUGAAGAUCAAAGAGGAAGGUGAGAUUGGUGUGGGUAUGUGUGUCUGGAGUACCGGACUAAUGCAGAACCCCUUCGUGCACCAUGCCCUCAGCAACGUCCGCGCAGUCCCUGAUAACCUCCGACUCGUCGAGUCAGCCGGUGACCCCAGCUUCGCCAAGGAUAUUGCAUGGAAGGUCAAGAAGGACGAACGAUCUGGAUCUAUCCUUACCGACGACCGCCUCCGUCUCAAGGUCGUUCCACAGGGCAAGAACGACAAGCACGUGGUAGCAGUCGUCGACGACGUAUACGUCCUAGGAGACUGCGGUAUCAUCGAAGGGACAAGCUACCCUGCGACGGCGCAGGUUGCUUCGCAGAAGGGUCUCUGGCUGGCCAAAAGACUCAACAAGCAGGAUCUGGACAAGGCCGGCUUCAAGUUCAAGGAUCUGGGCACACUGGCCUACAUUGGCAAUUGGGAUGCACUUUUCCAAGGAGGCAAGUGGGGCAGACUACAAGGCUACAUCGCGUGGGCCAUCUGGCGCGGCGCCUACUUGACCAGAACAGUCAGCUGGAGGAACAAGAUUCUGGUACCGGUAUACUGGGCUGUCAAUUGGCUGUUUGGCCGCGACAUCAGUCGUUUUUGA
Messenger RNA from Ascochyta rabiei, 1707 nucleotides. Its product is annotated as NADH:ubiquinone reductase (H(+)-translocating). The record is from RefSeq and is a predicted model, not a curated record. The transcript is spliced from 3 exons. Gene Ontology annotation, molecular function: NADH dehydrogenase activity. The coding region runs from base 1 to 1707 and encodes 568 amino acids. NCBI's taxonomy places the organism in Eukaryota, Fungi, Ascomycota, Dothideomycetes, Pleosporales, Didymellaceae.